This is a messenger RNA of Lonchura striata (white-rumped munia), 2905 nucleotides long. RefSeq names its product ST8 alpha-N-acetyl-neuraminide alpha-2,8-sialyltransferase 6 (gene ST8SIA6). The record is from RefSeq and is a predicted model, not a curated record. Gene Ontology annotation, biological process: N-glycan processing; oligosaccharide metabolic process. Gene Ontology annotation, molecular function: alpha-N-acetylneuraminate alpha-2,8-sialyltransferase activity. Lineage: Eukaryota; Metazoa; Chordata; Aves; Passeriformes; Estrildidae.
GCAGAGACCCUGUGGCUGCCAUGGCCGCCUCCCCCUCCCCGCAGCCUCCCUUAAAUACUAUGGGGCCAUAGCUGCGAGGGGCGCCGCCGCUGAGCGCACCAUGCGGGCUGUCAUCGCCUUGGCCGCGGCGCUGGGCAGCCUGCUGCUGGGCGGCUGCCUCCUGCGCCUGGGCGGCCAGCAGCCCCUCCGCGCCAGGGGCUGGGAGGAGGACGCAGGAGUAGCGGCUGUCACGCCGAAAGUGGUGCGAGCCCUCAGGUCUCCCCUGACGCCCCUUCCUCGGACCGAGAACAGGUACGGGCUGGACGCCCGCAGGACAACUCAUAAUAAAAAUGGAAUUUACCAGUUUGAGCAGGCUUCAAAAUGUAAAGCAAUUCAGGACAACAUUUUGUCAUCAUCUAUCAAGAAGAAAAGAUCCUCAGAAGAUUAUUAUCUUCAUAUAGUCACAAAACUGCAGAACUGCACCUGGGUAAGGAAACCAGAAGAAUCUACAAAAUUCAGGUCAGAAUUAGCCUCUUGCUGUGAUGCAGUUCACAAUUUUAUUGCUUCUCAAAACAACAGCCCACUGGGGAGUAACAUGAGUUAUGAAGUGGACAGUAAAAAGACUAUUCUUAUUACAGAGGACAUUUUUAAGAUGUUGCCUGUGACCUCUCCUCUUCCAGUCUAUCCCUUCAAGAACUGUGCUGUGGUUGGAAAUGGAGGCAUUCUGAAAAAUUCCAGCUGUGGAGCUGAAAUUGAUAGUUCUGACUUUGUGUUCAGGUGUAACCUACCUCCAACCACAGGAAACAUUAGUAAAGAUGUUGGCAGUAAAACAAACCUUGUGACUGUUAAUCCGAGUAUCAUAGCUCAGAAAUACAACAAGCUAAAUGAAAAGAAGACAGAAUUUCUGGAAAACAUUGCAGUCUAUGGAGAUGCUUUUCUUUUACUGCCAGCAUUUUCCUUCAGAAGCAACACGGCCACUUCUUUUAAAGUAUACCACACUCUGAAAGAGUCCAAAGCAACCCAAAGGGCAAUAUUUUUUCACCCCACUUAUCUGAAAAGUCUUGCCCAGUUCUGGAGAACUAAGGGUGUGAAGGCCUACCGGUUGUCAUCUGGUUUUAUGAUCACUAGUGCUGCUCUUGAGCUGUGUGAGAAUGUGAAGCUCUACGGCUUCUGGCCUUUCUCAAAAUCCACAGAGAAGAUGCCCAUCAGCCACCACUAUUAUGACAACCAGCUGCCUAAACCAGGUUUCCACGCAAUGCCCAAAGAAUACAGCCAGAUCCUCCAGCUUCACGGCAAAGGCAUUUUGAAGUUGCAGUUCGGUAAAUGUGAAUCAGACUAAAAAGGGUGAUGAUCCUCCUAAGAAGACAAUUUAUCUCAGCAGUUUUGUGGUGGAUUUGAUCUGAUGUGAUUUUAUGAGCAUUAAACUGCAUAUAAUACAGUUCUACAAUAAUGCUACAAUAGAGAAGUAUUUUACACUUGGGGAGAAAAGGGAGUGAUUUUUUUUUUUCACACAGUGACUGCUACAUUUAAAAGUUUUGAGUGAUCAUUUUUUAAAAUACAAAGUAACAAUUAUUUGAAAAACUCUGAAACUCCUUACUGCUGGUUUAAUGGUAGAAAAGCACAAUCUCAGGAUGGUGGCAAUAUGUGACAUUCAUCAUAUUUUGCUUCUAGAGGAUCAUAAAAAUAUUUUGACAUAAGAUCUCUGGUUUUGUUGAUGCCACAUAGUAUAGGCAGUAGUCACUGUGUGGUGGCUGCAUGAGUUGGCAGUGAACGUUUUCAGUUAAGAACUUCAUCCCGUAAAUACUGGCAUUUUUCUACAUGAGAGGAGUGAUGAGAAGACCUGCAGAGGAGUAAUUAAUUCAGAGCCAUGUCAUUCUUAGUUUGUCCCAGGGUGCACAGAUGAGAAAAUCCCUCAGGUCAGAGGUAGUUAAGUGGUUUAUGGGCUUUCAUUCUGUGGGCAGUAAGUAGUGCUGUGGAUUUAAUGGGCUUUCAUUUUGUAAGCAAUAGAUGAUGUGCUGUGGAUUUAAUGGGAUCACUUAUAUGAGUGAUGUUAAUUCUGAGAACAAGUGUAUGAAGGACCAGAGAUUUAUAAUUAUUUAUAAACCACUCUACUUGCUUGUAUUCCUGUCUAAGGUCCAAGUUCAGCUCCAAAUGAGGACUGUGAACCUAGUUCCACACAACAAUCCCCAGGGUCAUGGUAAGGCAUGACUUUGCACACAUUCUUACUAUUACAGUUCUGUGUCUUGGCUCAUACAUGGGAUGGAAUUUUCAUUAGAAAGAUGAUGGAUACCAAGCCUGUAAUGCAAUUUCUUUUCAUGUAGUAUAGCUUGUAUUCAUAUGAGACUACAGGUAGUGAAACUGCACUAAGCAUUAUUAGAAGAAUGUUCCUCUUACCAUCAACCCCAAGCUCUUCUACACCAGGAUGUAUGAGAAAACUGACUAUAUAGCUCUAAUUUACGACCUGUGUAAUUCUUUAAGUUUUCUAUAUGGUCCAAGAAUACAUGUGGAGCAACAUCCUGCAGCAAGAGAAAGUGAAAUAUCAGCCCAGUGGAAAGAAUAAUUUUAACAUUUACAGGAGCUUUGACAAGCAGAUGUAUCCUAGCUAUUUCUGCUUAUAUGCUUCUAUAUGCUUACUAGAGAAAAAAACCCCAACAAAACAAGCAAAAAAAAUUUAAGAUUUAUAAUAACCAGAUUCUGAUAAGAGUUUCACUGACUCUUGUGAAAUUCCUUUGAAUGGUCAGUUCAAAGAUAGAGUGUCCUUCUUUUACACUUAGAUAAUUUCAGGUAUUUUGUUUAAUAAAAUUCCUUUUGCUGCUCCAGCAUUAAAUCCCAAAUCAACUGAUUUGAAGAGCAUUCAGUGUUCCACUCUUUGAGGAUUAUAUCUGCAAAAAAAAAAAAAAAUCCCACUUAAAUGAAUUGGACCUUA